Molecule: messenger RNA, 1452 nt
Organism: Colletotrichum karsti
Lineage: Eukaryota; Fungi; Ascomycota; Sordariomycetes; Glomerellales; Glomerellaceae
Product: glycolate oxidase
Exons: 4
Coding region: 1-1452 (483 amino acids)
Biological process (GO): lactate catabolic process
Cellular component (GO): mitochondrion
Molecular function (GO): D-lactate dehydrogenase (cytochrome) activity; D-lactate dehydrogenase (NAD+) activity; FAD binding
Source: RefSeq, a predicted model, not a curated record
AUGGAGCAGGUAAUUUUGUCGAUUCCAGAGAAUAUGCGGGUGUUAACAAUCGAGCAGGCUCUGAAAGAGAUACGAACAGAAUUGGGUGGCGAGGAUAUCAUCUCCACGGAUCCGGACGACUUGCAAGCCCAUGGUUAUUCAGAGUGGUCGUCAACGAAUCCUGACGGCCUUCCCGUGGCAGUGGCAUAUCCCCGAACGACAGACCAGGUGUCAACCAUUGCUCGUAUUUGCUAUAAGCACAAUGUUCCCAUCAUCCCCUAUUCGGGUGGUUCUAGCUUGGAAGGUAACUUCUCAGCGCCAUACGGCGGAAUCAGCGUCGACUUUGCUUUUAUGGACCAAAUCCUCUCUUUCAAUAAGGAGGACAUGGACAUAGUUGUGCAGCCUAGUAUCGGAUGGCAAGACCUGAACGAGAAGCUGGCAAAGAUGGAGAGCGGUCUGUUCUUUCCCAUCGACCCAGGACCAAGCGCAAAGAUAGGCGGAAUGAUUGGCACCAACUGUUCGGGCACCAAUGCCGUCAGGUACGGUACCAUGAAGGAUUGGGUGAUCAACCUGACGGUUGUGUUGUCUGACGGUACCGUUGUGAAGACCAGAAGGAGGCCACGCAAGUCUUCGGCUGGGUACAACUUGAAUGGGCUGUUCGUUGGAUCUGAGGGAACACUUGCAACUCUCAAACUCACCGUCGUCCCCGAGGACUUCUCUGUUGCAGUUGUGACGUUCCCGAGUAUUCGAGACGCUGCAGCCGCUGCAGCCGAGGUGAUGCGAAACGGCAUUCCCGUAGCUGCCAUGGAGAUUAUGGACGAGGUCCAGAUGAAGGUUGUCAACUUGGGUGGUGCAACAGCCCCGCGAGUGUGGCAGGAGCUUCCGACUCUUUUCUUCAAAUUCUCCGGCACCAAGGCUGGCGUCAGGGAGAAUAUUGGUCUCGUCCAGAACAUAACCAAGAAUCAUAAGGGCGGAAACUUCGAGUUCGCUAAGGAUGCGCGUGAGCAAAAGCUUUUGUGGUCUGCCAGGAAAGAGUCGCUCUGGUCAAUGCUGGCGCUUCGUAAGGAGGGCGAGGAAGUUUGGAGCACGGAUGUCGCAGUGCCUUUCAGCCGGUUGGCCGACCUCAUCGAGGUCAGCAAGAAGGAGAUGGACGACAUGGGUCUGUUUGCCAGUAUUCUUGGCCACAUUGGCGAUGGCAACUUCCAUGAGAGUAUCAUUUAUAACCGAACGAUUCCUGAGGAGAGAGAAAAGGUCGAGAAGUGCGUCAAGAACAUGGUGAAGCGCGCCAUCGAUAUGGAGGGAACGUGUACCGGAGAACACUCGAUUGGAUGGGGCAAGAAGGAGUCGCUUCUCCUUGAAGUCGGACCCGAUACGCUCGACGUGAUGAAGUCGAUCAAGCGUGCGCUCGACCCGAAGUGGAUCUUGAACCCGGGAAAGAUCAUGGAUAUUCCGGAGGGAUCGAAGACAAUCUGA